AUGAGAAUCAAUGUAUUGUUCAUCGUGACAUUAUCUUUUCUAGUCUACGUUGAGUCAUUGCCGACGAAACCAACUCUAAACUUUGAGUCAAUCUUUAAUUUCGGAGAUUCGUUAAGCGACACCGGAAACUUUUUAAUAUCCACCGGUGCUUACGUUCCGAACAUAGGAAGGCCACCCUACGGACAAACCUUUUUUAACCGGUCCACCGGUCGUUGCUCCGACGGACGCCUUAUCAUCGACUUCAUCGCUGAGGCAAGUGGACUACCAUACCUUACACCGUAUCUCGAGAGUGUACGGUCGAACAAUACGGUGGAUUUCAAGAAAGGAGCAAAUUUCGCGGUGGUUGGAGCAACGGCGAACGAGUUUGACUUCUUUAAAAAAAGAGGUCUUUUAGUAACGUUAGUGACGAACAAGUCACUUGAUGUUCAAUUUGAUUGGUUCAAGAAGUUGAAACCUUCUCUGUGCAAAACCAAACCAGAAUGUGAAAAAUAUUUCAAAAAAUCUCUAUUUUUGGUCGGAGAAAUUGGUGGAAACGAUUAUAAUUACCCACUUCUAGCAUUGCGAAGUUUAAAACAUGCAAUGGAUUUGGCACCAUUCGUCAUUGACAAAAUCAUCAACGUUACAAGUGCAUUGAUAGAAGAAGGUGCGGUAACACUGAUGGUUCCAGGGAACUUUCCGAUCGGUUGUUCUGCGGUUCUCUUAGAGCGGUUUAACGAUAAUAAUAAAUGGCUCUAUGAUUCGAGGAACCAAUGCUACAAACCAUUGAACAAUGUGGCUAAGCUUCACAACGAUAUGCUCAAGAAAGGACUUGAGUCCCUAAGGCUAAAAUACCCUCAUGCCAAAAUUAUGUAUGCUGAUUAUUACAGUUCCGCCAUGCAAUUUUUCAACUCACCUGCCAAAUACGGUUUCACUGGAAGUGUCCUAAAGGCAUGUUGUGGUGAAAAAGAUGGAAGAUACAAUGCAAAACCAAACGUUAGGUGUGGAGAAAAGGGAUCGACCACUUGCGAAUAUCCAUCAACGUACGCAAAUUGGGAUGGUAUCCAUUUAACUGAGGCAGCCUACCGCCACAUUGCAACGGGGCUCAUCUCUGGCCGUUUCACUAUACCUUCUUUUAGGAAAAAUAAAGGGUUCACUCCAAUAAGUGAACCUAAAAGCAAAUGA
Molecule: messenger RNA, 1161 nt
Organism: Capsella rubella
Lineage: Eukaryota; Viridiplantae; Streptophyta; Magnoliopsida; Brassicales; Brassicaceae
Product: GDSL esterase/lipase At5g45910
Exons: 5
Coding region: 1-1161 (386 amino acids)
Molecular function (GO): hydrolase activity, acting on ester bonds
Source: RefSeq, a predicted model, not a curated record